Molecule: messenger RNA, 687 nt
Organism: Thunnus maccoyii (southern bluefin tuna)
Lineage: Eukaryota; Metazoa; Chordata; Actinopteri; Scombriformes; Scombridae
Exons: 3
Coding region: 106-321 (71 amino acids)
Biological process (GO): G protein-coupled receptor signaling pathway
Cellular component (GO): heterotrimeric G-protein complex
Molecular function (GO): G-protein beta-subunit binding
Source: RefSeq, a predicted model, not a curated record
CCCACUCGGGUUAAAGGCUUUUUGAGCAGUUGGGGUCAAUUUCCGCUCGGUGGUGGCCGCCUACAUAAAACAGCCUGUAACUUUUCUUUUCCGACAGCCUUCGUCAUGUCCAACAACAACGCCAGCAACAACUUAAUCAUCGCUCAGAGGGCCGUGAAGCAGCUCCGGUUAGAGGCCAGUAUCCGGAGGAUCAAGGUGUCCCAGGCUGCUGCUGAGCUCAGAAACUUCUGUCUGCAAAAUGCCUCCAAGGACCCUCUCCUGGUCGGGGUCCCCUCCAGUGAUAAUCCCUUCCGACCCCCCAAGUCCUGCUCCCUGUUCUGAGAGCAGAAAGAAACAUGGAGGAUUUCUGUAUUUAUCCGUCGAAGGCUGUCUUCACCUCUACUUGAUGUCGCUGUAGAUCUGCCAGCAGCUCCUCUUGGGAUGAUGGGACAUGGGGCUGAUGGGUUCGGGAGGGGAAUUGGUCCACUUGUUUACCAAAACUAAUGGUAUCAUAACUCCCAUCUGUUACAUUAAAGUAGGGCUGGGUGAUAUGGACAAAAUCAAGUAUCACAAUAUGUUUGACCAAAUACCUCUAUUGAUAUUGCAACAAUAUACUAUUGGUGCUCUCACAGAAUAUUUACACAAUGAAAUUAUUGAUAAAUCAUUAGUAAUGUGGAUAUAAUGAAUAAGUGGAUAAAGUCAAAUAAU